AUUAUAAACUUUUACAGAAAGUAAUAAUAAAAAAUACUGGUGAAAAAUAUAAAAGCUUUGUUAUAUUGUUAUAUAAUAGAUAUUGGUCACCAACACCGAUAUAUCAUUUUAUAUUUUAUUGUAGUUUUCAAACAGAAUUUAACAAAUGUGUUUGGAAAUUUAAAUACAAACCAAAAAGUAUCUUCCAAAAAAUAAUGUACAUAAUAAUUUGUGUAAUAUUGUUUCGAGUUUUGUAACAAUCAAUUUUUUGUAAUAUAAACAAAAAUAAGCAUCUAAUGAAAUAAGUCCUAAAAUUGACACAUUAGACAGCAAUGCUAUAUUAAUGAUUAAUAUUAUUAAUAUUAUAUAAUAACGUACUCGCAAUUGCUUAAACUACAAAAUUUGCAAAAAGAAAUCAUGUAAAUCUUAUUCUUACUUUUGAAGAAAUCGUUUUUAGCCAAUUUUAUAUUUAAAAAAUUUAUGAAUGUGAAUACAGAUUGUACUUCUUUAAUUAUUUAAGCACUGUGUUUUCAUUAUUAUUAAUAAAAUACAAUGUUUAAUUUUCGAGAAAUAAAGAGUCUCUUUAGGAGAUCUAUAUAUCAUUCUUGAUGACUUUCCUCUACAUAUAUUGUAUUUGUAUUGUACUUGUAUUUCUUACUUUUCUCACUAAUUUUUUCUUGUAAGAAAUAUUUUAAAAUAAAAUUAGUGUAAAAAAUAAUGAAGCGAUAAAUAAAGAUAAAAAUAAAGAUAAAAAUGUUAGAAGAAUUAAAAGUUUAAAUUGAGUCAGGUCAAAUUAUAUUCAGUAUCCAAUUCAGAUUCAAAUAACUAGUUAUUAUCAAAUUAUUACCGAAUCCUUAUUCAAAGUUGUUUAACUGAGAUUGGACAAUUCGGUAAAAUCCAAAAUAAACCCCAAUUAUCUAAUUACAGUUUUAAAAAAUUUCCACACUUUUAAAUAAACGUAAUAUUUUAAAUCUGUCCAAUUAAAUACGAUAGAAAAUUUUUGAAGCUUUAAGCUGUUUGUCUCUAAAUUCAAAUAUUGUAAACAUUUUUUUUAUUUAAAAAUAAUUGCACAGAAAAAUUACAUCAUUUUGUUUAUUUUAUUUUAUUAUUAAUAACAGGUAAAAGAAUUAAUGCAACAAAUUGAAAAUGAUUGGAAUACUUUGAAAGAUAAUAACGAGCUUCAAAUAAUAUUUCGAUAUGCAAAAGCGGCAAAGCUACUCACUACAAGUUUAGCAACCUUGAUUUAUCUAAGUAUAUUUGUAGUUAUUUGUAAUCAACAUGUGCCAAGUUUUUUUGGUAUUAAAGCACCAUUAAACAGAUCUCAGCAAAACGAAUUAUUAUUUCAAGUUGAAUAUUUUCUCGAUUGUGAUAAAUAUUAUCACACGAUUCAAUUACACUUAGAUAUAGGGCUUAUCAUUGCAGCAAUGACAAUCUUAUCGACUGAAUCAUUUUGUUUAAUACUUGCUAUACACGCAUUUGGACUGUUUAAAAUAGCUAGUUAUCGUAUGGAACAUAUAAUCGAUAAAAGUGUGCCGAAUGCAUUUAUGGAAAAACAUUGCGUCUGUCAGGAUAAUAUAGUAACUGCUGUAAAUAGUCACAGGAGAGCAAUCGAAUUUUCCGAAAUUGUCAAAUCAACUUUUGCAAUACCUUAUUUAGCUGUAAUAUUACUUGGAGUGACUUCAUCGAGCGUAAAUCUAUUUCUGUUGUUUCAAGUCAUAAUGUCGGCGAGCACAAUAGAUGAUUUAAUAAGGUCUGUCAUAUAUGUCUUUUGUCUUUUCGUCUAUAUGUUCUUGACUAAUUUUGCUGGACAGAAGUUUAUAGAUUACGACGUUGAUGUCUACAAAAAGAUAUGCAGCAUACAAUGGUACAAUGCGCCAUUGAAGACACAAAAACAAAUACUAUUUAUCAUGCAGAAAGCCAUAAAAAAUUAUCACAUGGAUGUCGGUGGUUUAUACAGUCCAUCAUUGGAAGGUUUCACAGCGCUUAUGAGUGCGUCACUCUCUUAUUUUACUGUACUCUGUUCAGUACGAAGUAGUAAUAAUUUAUCACAAUAAUAUACUUACUAAGGUAGCGAAUUUCUGUACUGUUUUAAAACAAGUGUUGAGAUAGUAAAGGAUAAUGUUAUAUCUUAUGUGGCUUAGUUUUUUUAUUAUAUCUGUCUAACAUACGUAUCUAUUUAUUUUUGCGUAUAAUGCUAUGAUAUUUAUUCUUUAAUGGCAUGUACAAGGUGUUCUAAAACAUACGGGUCAACGCUCGUAAUAAGGUAGAAGGAAUCGAGAUGAACAAAAAAGUCUUCUACCAUUUUGCGAAUGUUGACCCACAUGUUUUACAACACUCUGUAUAUUAAAUUCUAUUUAUUUUACAUCCUUUUUAUUAUA
Messenger RNA from Monomorium pharaonis (pharaoh ant), 2357 nucleotides. Its product is annotated as odorant receptor 63a-like. NCBI's taxonomy places the organism in Eukaryota, Metazoa, Arthropoda, Insecta, Hymenoptera, Formicidae. The record is from RefSeq and is a predicted model, not a curated record. The transcript is spliced from 7 exons. The coding region runs from base 1110 to 2033 and encodes 307 amino acids. Gene Ontology annotation, cellular component: plasma membrane. Gene Ontology annotation, biological process: sensory perception of smell; detection of chemical stimulus involved in sensory perception of smell. Gene Ontology annotation, molecular function: olfactory receptor activity; odorant binding.